AUGGCGCUCGCAACGCCGAUGGCAGGGCGCCUGCAGGUUGCAGCGCUCCGGGACCGCCUGACGUCCCUGCUGCGCGCUUUUGGGCUCGGCGGAGACCCGAGUGAGCCCAUGGAGAUCACGACGUCGGACGGCAAGGAGCUGGCGUUCCACAACCGCACUGCGUGGCAGAUGCUCCUCCAGCGCUACGUCCAGGGCUACAUGCUCCGCCUGUGCGUCGAGGCGCUCCUCAUCCACCUCGGCGACACCGUCGCGGUCGUCGACCCCCACGGCGCGGUCCACCACGCGCACCCGCACGCCCACGCGCGCCGCGCGACCUGGGCCGAUCUCCCCACCGAGGUCGUCGAACACGUCGCCGCGCACAUCGACUCCGGACGCACCCUCGCGACCUUCGCGUGCGUCGAGCGCCGCACGCGCGACGCCGCGGCCAAGGAAGACCUGUGGCGGCAGCGCAUGAUCGCCGAGUUCCCGGAGACCCCGCGGGACGGCGAGGAGCCCCGGUCGUGGCGUGCCGUGUACCGCUACAUGUCGGAGCUGUACGAGCGGGCCGUGCUGGGCCGGGGCGCGGGCGUCGGAGCCGUGCUCGACAGUUUGGGGCUCUCGCUGCCUAGCACGAUGCCGGCGGUCUGA
This is a messenger RNA of Pedinophyceae sp. YPF-701, 627 nucleotides long. The record is from the annotation of a GenBank genome assembly. NCBI's taxonomy places the organism in Eukaryota, Viridiplantae, Chlorophyta, Pedinophyceae.